CAUAAGGAUAAAGCAAAUUAGGAACAAUACCGCUGUACAUUAUGUAACGAGCAUUCAGCACAAUGGAGGAAAAACAGAAAGAUAACCCAGAAGAAAAUACUGUGUUACCCCUCUUUGCUUCAUUCCAAAAAUACUUGUCCAACGACCAAGAAAUAAGAGAGGGAAUCAGAACAGUAACCAGAGAGUUGGAACAGUCUGCAAGAGAAAUCCUGGCUGUUUUGCAAGCAGUGCAUCAAUCCCCAGGUGUUGAAGCUGUAAAGAAGAUUUGUGCAAAAAGCAGGGAAAUGUUGACUGCUGUGAGGUCUGAAUAUAAAAAUCUUGUGGAGAAAAUACCUUCCGGUCAGUAUUACAGACCUGUAUUUCUCUAGUGACCGUAAUAGAAACAGGCUCACUAUGGUACACUGCAGAGUCGAAAUAUCCUUGAGGGAACCUGGAUGUUGUUAUUGGGCUCAGGGUUGUCGCUAAGCUGCGAUGAAAAAGCGGCGAUCGCCGGCUGGAUUUUGGUCGGCGAUCGCUAGGCAAAGCACAACGGGCACUUCCGAGGUUACACACUUACAAUCGUUCACCAUCUUUGAGCCGCCUCACUUGAAAUUCCUCAGCUACAAUCCAGUAGGCUUCUUGGAAGCGAUACAGAAUUCCAUUCCGCGGGGUUCUGAAGAAACACUCGUGAUUGUUGCAUUCAGGCCACAGUGCUUUUUAAUAUUCUAUCUCAUUUGAUUAGUCAACGGACAAUGCCCGGUCAAAAUUGGGUACUGACCGGACAAAUCCUUGGAUUUCCGGACAUCUUGU
Stylophora pistillata is the source of this 789-nucleotide messenger RNA. RefSeq names its product translin. Lineage: Eukaryota; Metazoa; Cnidaria; Anthozoa; Scleractinia; Pocilloporidae. Gene Ontology annotation, biological process: RNA metabolic process. The record is from RefSeq and is a predicted model, not a curated record. Gene Ontology annotation, molecular function: RNA binding; single-stranded DNA binding; sequence-specific DNA binding.